ACCAAACAAAAGAGUAAAAGAGAAUCUUGGCAGGCAGUGAAGACUGGAGGGAGGCAGACAGGAAGAAGAAGAAGCAGCAGCGGCCAAAACAGAAGGAUCAAAGCCAAAGGCGUAUUCAAUAAGAAACCUUUCUUUCUUUCAUGACAACACUUCAAUUCAUUUUGUCCUUUCGUUUCAAUCUUCUACCACUUUCCCAAUAUUAUUAUCAUUAUUCUCUUCCAUCCAUCAUUUUCAAUUCCCAUAUAAACAAAAUAAAAUUACCUGAAGCUAGAACUUGAUCGAUUAAUCCACCCACAAGCUUUGUUAAUGGCAGCUUCAACUCCCUCUCACUGAAAUUUUGUGCCUUUACUUUUCUCAGCUACUUUGAGGAAGGAACUAACUACGGGAAUGGCAAAGGAAGAAGAGGCAGGUAGUCCUAGUUGGGCUGCUUCUUUUUUCACGCAGACGACAGGAAAUGUGGCUAGAGUUUCUGCUGCUGCUGCUGCUGUUAGUUCUCCAAUAUCGGCAGGGGUGCAUUCAUCAAAAGAUGAUACUAAUGGUAGCAAACUUCAAAGACUGCAGUAUCAAGUAACAAAAAUGUUAAAGGGCUUUUCACGCCCUCCUGAUGUUGAAACCACAAAUUACAACCCUGAAAUUCUUACUAGUCUGAAGCGUCAAUGGGCGGCUAACUUCCAGUUGCAACAUAUGGACAAUCAGUCUUGGAAGGAGCCCUCACGACUGUUUGAGAGCAUGGUGGUUGUUGGACUUCAUCCUAAUAGUGAUGUUCAGGCACUGCAAAGGCAAUAUGUUGACAGAGAGUUUGAAGGAUCUGGUAAAUUGAGGAGUGUACUUAGUUAUCAGAAUCAAUCUCGCGUUGAACCCAAUAUUGAACCUCAGGUCUUAUUUGUUUACCCUCCAGAAAAACAGCUGCCUCUUAAAUGCAAGGAUCUUCUUUCUUUCUGUUUCCCUGGUGGCUUGGAGGUCCGUGCCGUUGAGAGAACCCCUUCCAUGAGUGAGUUGAAGGAAAUCAUCUUUGGGCAGGAACACCUUAAACAAAGGGAUCUUUCAUUUGUAUUCAGGUUACAGGGUGCUGACAACUCAAUACUAUAUGGGUGUUGUGUCCUAGUUGAAGAACUAGUGCAAAAGCCCUCUGGAUUGCUCUCUCUGAUUCCUGAUAAGCAGCCAUCUUACCCUUCUUUGAGACGUCAUGCAUUAAUCACUCAGAGAUGCUACUGCAUUCUUUCAAGACUUCCAUUUUUUGAAUUGCACUUUGGUGUAUUAAAUAGCAUCUUCACACAAGAAAGGCUUGAGUGGUUGACAAAAAGUGUUGGAGAUUUAAAUUUAGAAGUUUUUGAAGGUAACUAUGAGGAUGAAAACUCAGAUAGUGAUCCCGAGAGUGUGGUGGUGGGUGAUGGACCCAUUGAAGACAGAUUUGAUGGAAAUUCAAUAAUUUCUCAAUCAAGAGGAGAAAAUUCUGCACCUGAAAACAAUGUGAGUGAUGGUUAUCCAGAGAACCUAAUGGCUAGUGGGGAGGUGCAAACAUAUAAUGAGAGUUAUGAUAAUGUUGUGCCCGCCGAGCCUGAAACUGAUAGGAGUAGGACCGCAGUCAAAGAAGAGUCUAGCCCUUCAAAUUCUAGAGAUAGUGAUGAGUAUGAAGAUGGACCCAUAGAAGACAGAUUUGAUGGAAAUUCAAUAAUUUCUCAAUCAAGAGGCGAAAAUUCUGCACCUGAAAACAAUGUGAGUGAUGGUUUUCCAGAGAACCUAAUGGUUAGUGGGGAGGUGCAAACAUAUAAUGAGAGAAUCAACUAUGAUAAUGUUGUACCCGCUGAGCCUGAAACUGAUAGGAGUAGAACAGCAGUCAAAGAAGAGUCUAGCCCUUCAAAUUCUAGAGAUAGUGAUCAGUAUGGAGAUGCUUUAGAAACCAACAAAAAGUCAAAAGAUAGUCAUUUGCCUCAUGCUAUUUUGCCCCUUCUACGCAAUUGCCAGUAUGAAAGCUCUGAAUCUUCCUGCAGCAUUCAAGGAUCACCUUGUGAAGACAAAAAUUUUAGGAGUGAAAUUGAUGAUAAUGAGACAGAAGAUGCAUCUUUCUCUGGCCAAGAGGAUAUAAAUGACUUGAAUGAUAUUCUUCAAUGGGCUAAGGAACAUAACCAUGGACCUCUACAAAUUAUAAGUGAGUAUUAUCGCUUAAGUUGCCCAGCCAGGGGCUCAACACUUACGUUUCAUCCUUUGGAACACUUGCAUCCCUUGGAGUAUCAUAGACCAGCAGGGACAGUUCCACAUCUGGUUGGUUCAACUGUUGAUUUGAAAGCUUGCAAUGCUGGGCAGGAGUUAGCUAAUGCCCAUAAUUCUCUUCUGGUGGAAGACGCAACUGCAUUAUCGAUAUGGACUGUAGCUUGCAUAUGCGGUAUCUUGAGACUUGAAAAUGUGUUAACAUUCUUUGCCGCAGUUCUGCUAGAGAAGCAGAUAGUUGUUCUCUCUUCGAAUUUGGGAAUCCUAUCUGCUUCAGUUUUAUCAGUUAUUCCACUAAUCCAGCCUUACCGAUGGCAAAGCCUACUAAUGCCAGUUUUACCAAGUGACAUGCAUGAGUUUUUAGAUGCACCUGUCCCUUAUGUGGUUGGUAUCACGAAUAAGAACAGUGAAGUUCAGUCAAAGUUUGCCAACGUUAUACUGGUUGAUGCUGAUAGAAACCAGGUGAAGUCACCAACAAUACCACAACUUCCAAGACAGAAAGAGCUAGUCUCUUCUUUACGUUCCUAUCAUGCAACUCUUGUAGGCGAAAGUUACUUGGGGAGGAGAAGGCCAGUGUAUGAGUGCACAGAAGUGCAGAUUGAAGCUGCAAAGGGGUUCCUUUCGGUGUUAAGGUCUUACUUGGAUUCUCUUUGCUAUAACAUCCGUUCCCACACGAUUACUAAUGUACAAUCCAAUGAUGAUAAGGUAUCUUUGCUUUUGAAGGAGAGUUUCAUUGACUCAUUCCCUUACCGUGAUCGAGCUUUUAUGAAGCUUUUCGUGGAUACACAGCUUUUUUCAGUACAUACAGACCUUGUUCUCUCUUUCUUACAAAAGGAAUAGGAUUAUAGGACUGCCAUUCAAAACAUUCUGGGAACAUUGUUGUCGUUUUUCAGGCUUGAAUGCAUGUUCAGUGUUGUGUAAUUUUUUAUUUUGAUUUAAAUUUUUCUCCUUUUACAUGUUUACCGGCCCCUUUUUUGUCCCUUUAGGCUCUUUGGAUGGGGCACCUGUAAUUAAUUAUAAUUAUUUAAAUUACAUAUUUUUAUAUGGACAAAAAAUGUCCUAAAAUUUAUUUAGUGUUUCAUUCUAUGCAAUUGUCUUUUUUC
Molecule: messenger RNA, 3311 nt
Organism: Lotus japonicus
Lineage: Eukaryota; Viridiplantae; Streptophyta; Magnoliopsida; Fabales; Fabaceae
Exons: 19
Coding region: 388-3048 (886 amino acids)
Source: RefSeq, a predicted model, not a curated record